Molecule: messenger RNA, 2109 nt
Organism: Rhizoctonia solani
Lineage: Eukaryota; Fungi; Basidiomycota; Agaricomycetes; Cantharellales; Ceratobasidiaceae
Product: Retrotransposable element Tf2 protein
Exons: 1
Coding region: 1-2109 (702 amino acids)
Source: RefSeq, a predicted model, not a curated record
AUGGACACUAUAGAUAGUUGCGUUGAAUUUGUAUCCCUUGGCCUUGAUUCAAAUAAAAAACCAUUGUUAUAUAUUGAUCUACACGUCCAGAAAUUCCCGGCAGAAGCUCUCAAAACCCUCAUAGACUCCGGAGCCACUUCCAAUUUCAUAUCCCCCUCUAUUGUCAAGAAAUAUAAAAUCCCAAAAACCCAACUUGAAAACCCACAAGUUGUGAGAAUGUUAGAUGGUACAAUCUCUCAAACCAGUUGUAUUUGGCACCAGGUUCAUCUCACAGUUUUGGCCAAUGGCCAUACACACUCCAUCCCUUUCUUAGUCUGCCCUAUUGGGAACACACCCGCCAUACUUGGCAUGACAUGGCUCACUCAGGAGUCACCCCUCAUAGACUGGAACCUAGGCACUGUCACCUUCCCAGACCAAGUCCAGAUAGCCUUGGAAGAAGAAGCAGAUCUCAACCCCCUUGCAGAUUUACCUACGGAAUACCAUGAAUUUGCCAAGGUGUUUGGAGAAGAGGAAUUUAAGGUCCUUCCCCCGCACAGGGAAUAUGAUAUUGCCAUUGACCUAAUCCCUGACGCCAAACUCUCUCCUGGACCCAUCUACAGCAUGACUGAUGCAGAAUCCAAGGCGCUUAAACUACAUAUUGAUGAGGAAUUAGCAACGGGCAAGAUCUGUCCCAGCACUUCCUCAGCAGGCGCCCCUGUCAUGUUUGUUAAGAAGGCGGAUGGUUCUCUGAGACUUGUGGUAGACUAUUGGAAGCUCAACAACGUUACCCAUAAGAACGUCUACCCUCUUCCCAGGCAAGAUGACUUAAUGGCCAAACUUAGGAAUGCAAAACUAUUUACCAAGCUGGACCCACAAUGGGGCUACAACAACGUCAGGAUUAGAGAAGGAGAUGAAUGGAAAACAGCGUUCAGAACCAAAUAUGGGCUAUUCAAAUAUCUGGUAAUGCCGUUUGGCCUUACCAAUGCCCCUGCCGCCUUCCAGCAUUUCAUGAAUGACUUGUUUAGGGACCUCAUUGACGUCACAGUGGUUAUAUACUUGGAUGAUAUUUUGAUCUUCUCAGAAAAACCUGAGGAACACCCAUCUCAUGUCAGGGAGGUUCUAUCCUGGCUAUUGAAGAAUCAGCUAUUCUGUAAACUAUCCAAGUGCCACUUCCAUGUCACCACGGUAGAUUACCUUGGUAUUGUUAUCUCCCCUGCCGGCUUCUCCAUGGACCAGAAGAAGAUUGAAGCCGUUACAACGUGGCCUGCACCAAAGACAGUCAAACAGGUCCAGGCCUUCCUAGGGUUUGUCAAUUACCUCAGACGCUUCAUCCCAAAUUUCAGCUUGGUAGCGUGCCCCCUCCACAACCUCACCAAGAAGGAAACCCCUUGGUUGUGGGACAUAACGGAAGAACAGGCAUUCCAGGAACUUAAGGCACUGGUAACUAAGGCACCGGUACUCAUCCACUCCAAUCCAAAUCUCCCCUAUUACCUUGAAACAGAUGCAUCAGGGGUAGCAAUGGGGGCCAUACUCAGUCAAAGAGGGGCAGAUAACCAAUUGCAUCCAAUUGCCUAUAUGUCUAAAUCCUUCUCAGGGGCCAAGACAAACUAUGACACCCACAACAAGGAACUUCUAGCCAUCAUCAAGGCCCUGGAGGAAUGGCGUAUAUUCUUGGAAGCAACAGGCAAGCCAAUCCAGGUCUUCACAGAUCACAGGAACCUGGAAUACUGGAUGCAGGCUAGGACCUUCAACCAGAGGCACGCCAGAUGGCGCAUAUUCCUGAGCAAUUUCAAUUUUGAGAUCCAUUAUUGCCCAGGAAAGCAAUCAGGAAAACCAGACGCCCUUUCCAGAAGAUUGGAUUACGUAGAUGCUCCUACAGAACCAGAAAUCAUGCUGCCUUUGGAAGUUUUUGCAAACACGUCAGAAGAGGAACUUGAGAUUGUCACAAAUAUUUGUGACAAACUCAGGGAAGAUCCAUUGCUAGAACCCAUCAUCAGGUUCCUCACGGAAGACGCAGACAACGCCCCUCCGUCUAUUUGCAAAGCUUAUAAAGACUAUGAUUGGGAAGAGGAUUUGCUAUGGUACUGCGGAAAGCUAGUGGUCCCAGACUCAGAAGACCUCAAGGAUUGA